Messenger RNA from Nerophis ophidion (straightnose pipefish), 1988 nucleotides. It is a transcript of the gene gps1, whose product is annotated as G protein pathway suppressor 1. The coding region runs from base 205 to 1668 and encodes 487 amino acids. Gene Ontology annotation, cellular component: COP9 signalosome. The transcript is spliced from 14 exons. Lineage: Eukaryota; Metazoa; Chordata; Actinopteri; Syngnathiformes; Syngnathidae. The record is from RefSeq and is a predicted model, not a curated record.
AAAGGAACGAAUCAGUUCAGGAAGUGAUUCGGUUCAGUACGUUCACUCAAAAGAUUCGUUCUUUCGAACGAAUCGUUUGCGAACGACACAACACUACAGAUCAGCCCCACGUACAUACCACGCACUGCUGGAUUGCUCCUUCUGGAUAUAUUCGUAUUGUCAUUAUCGUUGCCGAUAGCGUCGUGAAAGGCAUACAGCUUUAAUAUGCCUUUGCCCGUGCAGGUAUUUAACUUUCAGGGGGCUGUGGAACCCAUGCAGAUUGAUGCCGACCCCCAGGAGGACCAGCAGAAUGCGCCAGACAUCAACUAUAUUGUGGAGAACCCAACCCUGGACCUGGAACAAUACGCAACCAGUUACAGUGGACUAAUGCGUAUCGAGAGGCUCCAGUUUAUCGCAGAGCAUUGCCCACAGCUCAGAGUGGAAGCCCUGAAGAUGGCCCUUACCUUCGUCCAGAGGACCUUCAAUGUUGAUGCUUACGAAGAGGUCCACCGCAAACUAACUGAUGCCACGCGGGAAGUGCAAGGUGUACCAGAAACGGCUCCUGAGGGUGCAGCUGUCCCGCCUCCCCUAGACACGGCAUGGGCAGAGUCCACUCGGAAGAAGGCUCUUCUUAAACUGGAGAAAUUAGACACUGAUCUAAAGAAUUACAAGGGAAACUCAAUAAAAGAGAGUAUCAGGAGAGGACAUGAUGACUUGGGAGACCAUUACCUGGACUGUGGUGACCUCAGUAAUGCCCUCAAGUGCUACUCCCGAGCCAGAGACUACUGCACCAGUGCUAAACAUGUCAUUAACAUGUGUCUAAAUGUAAUCAAGGUUAGCGUUUAUCUCCAGAACUGGUCCCAUGUACUAAGCUAUGUCAACAAGGCAGAAUCUACGCCAGAGAUUGCAGAGCAAAGAGGGGAGCGCGACAGCCAAAAUCAAGCAGUUCUCACCAAAUUAAAGUGCGCUGCAGGUCUGGCGGAGCUCGCCUCUCGGAAAUAUAAACCAGCUGCCAAGUGCUUCUUGCAGGCAUCCUUUGAUCACUGUGACUGUCCAGAGCUUUUGUCACCCAGUAAUGUAGCAGUUUAUGGAGGUUUAUGUGCGUUGGCCACAUUUGACAGACAAGAGCUCCAACGUAACGUCAUCUCCAGCAGCUCGUUUAAGUUAUUUUUAGAAUUAGAACCCCAAAUUCGCGACAUCAUCUUCAAGUUCUAUGAGUCCAAGUAUGCUUCUUGUCUCAAGCUACUGGAUGAAAUGAAGGAUAACCUUCUUUUGGAUAUGUACUUGGCUCCACAUGUCCGGACACUGUACAGCCAAAUCAGAAACAGAGCCCUCAUCCAGUAUUUCAGCCCCUACGUGUCAGCAGACAUGACUAAGAUGGCACAGGCCUUCAACACUACAGUGGCGGCUCUGGAAGAUGAGCUCACCCAACUAAUCCUGGAGGGACUCAUCAACGCACGCAUUGAUUCCCAUAGCAAGAUUUUGUAUGCAAGAGAUGUGGACCAGAGAAGCACCACAUUUGAAAAGUCGCUCCAAAUGGGUAAAGAGUUCCAGAGACGAGCCAAAGCAAUGAUCCUCAGGGCUGCUGUGCUUCGCAACCAGAUCCAUGUAAAGUCUCCACCCAGAGAAGGCAGUCAGGGUGAACUGACACCAGCCAACAGCCAGACAAGAAUGAGCACCAACAUGUGAGUGCGCACACCCACGGCAGGAAAGGAUCACCCAGCCUUCCUUUAGCACCGCUCACCUCAGUCCAACUCAUACUUUUCUUGCUGAAGACAGAACAUGGAGCACACAAUUUGAAGACUUCAAAGUUUUGGAUUUAUCUCUUUUAUCGCGCUCCACGUAAAAAAAAGCUUCAAUUGUGGAAGUAUUUCGACGCAGAAAAUGCGAGCGGAUUAGAAUGCAGCACUUAAGCUGGUGUCGGUUUAAGGUGCACUUUGCUGCGCUUAUUCGUAAUAAAGGAAUCAUGAACACAAACAACGUUUUAAAAUAAAAUGCCAUCUAAAAUA